GGUUUCCUUAUCGACGACUAUUAUACUUCCCAUGGAAGCGGACGUAGUGAGAUGGUUGCAAUGUCUGCGACAUACGGUUGCUGAAGAGUCGGAACCGUUGAAUUUGUUUAGUGUUCACCGUGACUCUGUAUUGGACUCAACAAUUGAUAAUCUAUUCGAUUUUGACUCUACCACCAGUGCUUCAGAUUUUGAAUAUUAUAGCAUGGACCGGCAACCAGACGAUGGUAACGAUUUGUUGUCGUUCGCCGAAAACGACGAUAGUAUCCUACCGCAUUCGGUCUCAGCGACGUUUCCAAAUCAUGAAAUUUGCGUUUCGUUUAGACCUAAGUGGUCUGACAUUAUGGCUUGGAAAAAUGAGCUUAUGGACAGCGCUUUGGACGGGAUUUCGUCUGAAGACGAACAGUGGCUUUCGUCAAAAGAUUUUAAAGGUCGUUCUUAUUACUAUGAAGAAAAUAGUAAAGAAUCUUCUUGGACAUUGCCUGAGACAAAUAAUAGCAAUGCAUCUAAUGCUAGCCCAUCGUCUCUUAAAUUAGAUUUAGAAGAUUCUUCUUCAUCUUUGAAAUCAAACAAAAGUAAUAGCGAAAAAGAUGAUUCUUCAGACAUCAAAAGCCCAUCCUCGUCUACAGUAAGUGUUCCUAAGAAUUGGCCCCAAUUAUGGGAUGGACAUAUGUGUGUAUUGAAAGAGGGCCCUUUAAAUCGAACAAAAAUUACUGAAAAUGGAAAAAGACUUCGAAAAAAUUGGACAAUAUCACAUGUAAUACUUACUGAAUUGUUUUUGCUUUUCUUCAAAGAUGCUAAAUCUUUCGUAGCAAUGAAAAAUGGUAGUGGACGACCAGAACUUUGUGUAGAUUUGAAUGGUGCUCUUGUGUAUCCAGCCGACAAGGUAUCUAGUCGUAAAAAUGUUUAUGUUAUCAGUACUGUUUUAGGAACUCAGGUAUUGUUCCAAAAUGAAUGUAACGUCCAAGCCCAGUCAUGGCUCUACGCAAUACAGGCAGUUAUUUCAAAUCUACCAUGCAACUUUGACAGAUGUCCUCGUUUUCCAAAUGCACGUACUAACGACUUACUUGAUACUGAAAAAAAAAACAAACUGAAUAGAAACAAAUCCCUUAAAUUAAAAGCAAAAGAUGGAGGCAGUAUGGAAGAUUUGACAUCUAAUGUAGAACGCCAGACAAAAAUAAAAAACCGUCUACGGAAAUUUUUUCACCGAAGACCUACAAUGGAAUCGCUUGUCAAAAAAGGAAUUUGGAAAGAUGAGAAUGCAUUUGGUUGUUUCUUAGAACAUGUGGUUGGUACAGACCAACCACGCAUCCCAGCUUUUGUGCAACGUUGUGUGGCAGCUAUUGAGAUCAGUGAAGAUAAUUUAAAGACCGAUGGCUUAUACCGUGCUUCAGGUAAUUUAUCUCAGGUGCAAAAGAUAAGAUUGCAAGUUGACCAAAAUAAUCUUUCGGUGAUUGACCAAGAAGAAGACGUUCAUGUUCUAACUGGUGCUCUCAAGCUAUUUUUCAGAGAACUCAAAGAACCUCUUAUACCCUAUCAUGCUUUCCGCAAAGCUAUUUCAGCUGGCACAAGUCAUAGUCGUAAAGACAAGUUAUUGCAUUUUCGUGACAUCACAAAAUCGUUACCUGGACCAAAUUAUGACACGCUAAAAUUUUUACUUAUACACUUAUUAAAAGUAACAAGUUACAAAGAGUUCAAUCGGAUGCACAUUCCAAAUUUAGCUAUUGUUUUUGGACCAACUCUCAUGUGGCCAGAAAUUGAAUCAACAAAUAUGGCAAUUGACCUGAUGCAACAGAAUAUGGUGAUAGAAGCACUUUUAGUCGACUUUGAUAAUAUAUUCAAAUAAAAACGUUCAAUAAAAUAUUAAAUCUGUACAAUACCGUUAAAAGCGUAACAUUCCACUAUGUUUCUACACUGUAUUUUAUAAAAGGAAUUAUUUAAUGUGAAUAUUAUUUAAUAUAAUAUACCGCUAAAAUCAUUACAAGACAAUAUUUAAGACUGACACGUUUUGACAUGUAUUGCAGGAAAUGUUGGAUAUUAAUAUGUUUAUUUUUUUACGGAAAUGAUACAAAUAUGUUAACCAGUUUUAUUUUACUUUUACUAAGUAGGGCUACUAUUUAUGUUUACGUAUGGUAGAAGUUAUAUAAAUGUAUAUUUUUACUGCUACCAAGUACCUAUAAAUUGUAUGAUUUUAGAGUAUAUUUUUUUUUUUUGUUUUAUGAUUUAUGUAUUGUAUUUUGUAAUGGUUAACAAAAUGCUCUCAAAUGUUAUCCUAUUAGUUGUUUUUCUUUUUAUGUAAACAUAGAUUAGACUUAAUUUUGUUACUGUUUCUUAAUAUUUUAGUUUUUAAUUUAGGAUUUUUUUUUAAAAAUUAU
This is a messenger RNA of Rhopalosiphum maidis (corn leaf aphid), 2372 nucleotides long. Its product is annotated as rho GTPase-activating protein 15-like. Gene Ontology annotation, molecular function: protein binding. Gene Ontology annotation, biological process: signal transduction; regulation of GTPase activity. The coding region runs from base 32 to 1843 and encodes 603 amino acids. The record is from RefSeq and is a predicted model, not a curated record. Gene Ontology annotation, cellular component: cytoplasm. The transcript is spliced from 10 exons. Lineage: Eukaryota; Metazoa; Arthropoda; Insecta; Hemiptera; Aphididae.